CCUCACUCCCCAGUUCCACAGUCAUGGAGCUCUCCACGGUCCUUAUCAUUGUCGCUGUUUACGCUGCCAUCCGCUUCUAUUUCAGCCGCAGAAACAGUAACUCCGGAGCAAGCAUGGCCCACGGCAAAGUCAUCGAGGUGGACAACCCCGUCAUCUUCAAAGCCCUGACAUCCUCGGGUCCCGUCGUCGUCGACUUCUUCGCCACCUGGUGCGGACCCUGCAAGGCCGUUGCUCCCGUUGUCGGCAAGCUCAGCGAGACCUACAGCGAUGUGCGCUUCAUCCAGGUCGAUGUGGAUAAGCUGAAGACGGUGGCGACGGAGUUGGAGGUGCGCGCUAUGCCGACUUUCGUGCUGUUUAAGGAUGGCAAGGCUUUGGAGAAUCGGGUUGUGGGGGGGAAUAUGAAGGAGUUGGAGGAGGGGAUCAAGGGGAUUCGGUCUUAGGUUUGGAUUUCUUGGUUGUGAGGAGGGGAGGUUUGCUGUGUAGAUGGUUUAUGUCCUGUCAUGGACUUUUGUUCUGUGAAUGCCUUGUACAAUGGUACAGUGGCUGGAGUUAUUGUUGUCCACGUGCUGCUUGCAUUGUGUACUCCGUACAUCAUGAAUAAACAUGGUGAAUCUGCUUCCACAGUGAUGAGUGAUAACAUACAAUUGAA
Molecule: messenger RNA, 649 nt
Organism: Aspergillus candidus
Lineage: Eukaryota; Fungi; Ascomycota; Eurotiomycetes; Eurotiales; Aspergillaceae
Product: thioredoxin family protein
Exons: 3
Coding region: 24-440 (138 amino acids)
Source: RefSeq, a predicted model, not a curated record